This is a messenger RNA of Crotalus tigris (Tiger rattlesnake), 2176 nucleotides long. It is a transcript of the gene CD248, whose product is annotated as CD248 molecule. Gene Ontology annotation, biological process: cell migration. The record is from RefSeq and is a predicted model, not a curated record. The transcript has a single exon. Gene Ontology annotation, molecular function: calcium ion binding; extracellular matrix protein binding; extracellular matrix binding. Gene Ontology annotation, cellular component: extracellular matrix; external side of plasma membrane. The coding region runs from base 22 to 2097 and encodes 691 amino acids. Lineage: Eukaryota; Metazoa; Chordata; Lepidosauria; Squamata; Viperidae.
GGCCCACCGCGCAGCACAACCAUGCUGGCCCCGCGGCUGCCGCUCGGCCCGGUGGGGCUGCUGCCGCUGCUGCCGCCGCUGCUGCUGCUCCAGCUGUUCCAGCUGCCGCUGCCCGUCCGGCCGGAUCCCGAAGCCAGCUGCGACCCCGACGGCUGCUACGCGCUCUACAGCCAGCCGCGCAGCUUCCUCGACGCCUGGCGCGCCUGCCGGGAGCUGGGGGGCAACCUGGCCACGCUGAAGCGAGCCGAAGAGGCGGCCCAGGUCAGCCAGCUGCUGGCCGGGAGCCGCCGGCCCGGCCCGCCCCGUCUCUUCUGGAUCGGGCUGCAGCGGCAGCCGCGCCAGUGCUUCCCGCAGCGGCCCUUGCGCGGCUUCAGCUGGGUCACCGGCGAGCAGGAGACGGCCUACAGCAACUGGGCGCGGGCCGGCCCGGCCGUCGGGACCCCGGGAGCCGGCUGCGCCGCGCCGCGCUGCGUGGCUUUAGACGACCGCGACUUCCAGUGGCUGGAGGGCUCGUGCGCCGGCCCGGUGGACGGCUACCUCUGCCGCUUCGCCUUCCGAGGCAUGUGCGCCGGCUUGGAGGAGGGGGAAGCGGUCGCCCUCCGCUACGCGGCGCCCUUCGGGCCGCUGGCCGCCGCCGCCGUCGGGGCGCCGCCGCCGCGCUUCGUGCCCUUCGGGACGGUGGCGUCGGUGGGCUGUCCCGGCGGCGCCUCGCUGUCCCUGCUGUGCCUGCAGAAGGAGGACGGGCGGGCGGGCUGGUCCAAGAGCGGGCCGCUGUGUCGGGAGCCGUCGGGGGCCGCGUCGGCUUCGUCCUCGGCCGCCGCCUCGGCGUCGGCGUCCAGCUGGUGCGAGGGGGACAACGGCGGCUGCCAGCAGCUGUGCCUGGACGAGGGCUCGGGCUACGCCUGCGAGUGCCACGCCGGCUUCGCGCUGCUCCCCGACGGGCGCUCCUGCGCCGCCCGCGACCCCUGCCGCCACCGGCCCUGCCAGUUCGACUGCGUGGCCGAGGAAGCGGAGGAAGAGGAGGAGAGCGGAGACGGCUACCGCUGCCGCUGCCCGGCCGGCUACGAGCUGGCUUCCGACGGCCACCGGUGCGAGGACUUGGACGAGUGCCUGGAAGCGCCGUGCGAGCACCAGUGCGAGAACACCGAGGGCUCCUACCUCUGCCGCUGCCACCUGGGCUUCAGCCCGGCCGAGGACGAGCCGGGCCAGUGCGUGGACACGGACGAGUGUCAGAUCCCCGGCGUGUGCCAGCAGAUGUGCGUGAACUACGUGGGAGGCUUCGAGUGCUAUUGCACCGAGGGCUUCGACCUGGAAGCCGACGGCAUCAGCUGCAGCCCGCUGGACGGGCUGGCCCCCGCCGGCCCCGACGCCACCCCGCCGGAGCUGUGGGUCGACCCUUUCCACGUGCGCUUCACCACCCGCCAGGCGGACGAGCCCAGCGCCCCGCCGGUCCGCUUCUCGCUCUUCCGCGACGGGGAGACCGGCUCGUCGGAAUCCGCCGCCUCUUUCUUGUCGCUGCCCGACCGGCUGGUCUUCCCUCCCCCGCCGGGACCAGCCGCCACGGCCCCCGAGUUGGACAGCGCCUGGGACAAUUCUCCCUUGGAGCGCGCGGGGGCCUCGCCGGGGCAGCCCGAGGUCCUCCAUCCCACCCCCGCCGCGUCCCGGCUUCCUCUUCUUUUGACGAGCAGCGUUGGGUCCCUGCCUGUUGGGGUCCCGGGGGAGCCCCGGACGACCCCGCCGCCGCCUCCCGGGGCGUCCGCUCCCUCGGAGGAGAAAGUGGAGCCGGUGGUUGAAGGAGUCAGGGCGCCCCUGCCCACCUUCGCCACCCCCGGCCCGGCCUCCGAGGAGGAGGAGGGGGGGCAAGGGCGGCCGAAGAGGGAUGACCGGUGGCUCCUGGUGGCCUUGCUGGUGCCCAUCUCCGUCUUCUUGGUGGUCAUGCUGGCCCUGGGCAUCGUCUACUGUACCCGCUGCGGAGCUCGGGCCAAAAGCCGGAGCGUGACUCAGUGUUACCGCUGGGUGAUCAGCACGUCCGAAAAAACGGCCCCGCCCGCCUCGUCCCGGCUUUGCCAACCGGCCACUUGCCGGACCAGUGUCUGAAGCACGGGGCCAGCGCCGGGGGAGGGGAGGGGGCGAGGGCCCUGCUCCCUGGCCGGGUGGGCACAGGACAGGAAAGACC